CGAUGCUGCACCAAUUGCCAGGAUCCUGGCCAUCGAGCGCCACAGUGCCCAUUGCCUCGAGGGGACAACAGGAAAUGCGGAGGUUGUGGGGAGACGGGGCACGUCCCGCAUGAAUGCGAGAAACGCGAAGCCCAAGUGCGAUGCUACCUAUGUCGAGAGUCAGGUCACCAGAGCAACGAAUGU
This is a messenger RNA of Fomitopsis serialis, 183 nucleotides long. RefSeq lists its product as uncharacterized. The transcript has 2 exons. The record is from RefSeq and is a predicted model, not a curated record. Lineage: Eukaryota; Fungi; Basidiomycota; Agaricomycetes; Polyporales; Fomitopsidaceae. The annotation marks the transcript as partial. Gene Ontology annotation, molecular function: nucleic acid binding; zinc ion binding.